Messenger RNA from Symbiodinium sp. CCMP2592, 1491 nucleotides. NCBI's taxonomy places the organism in Eukaryota, Dinophyceae, Suessiales, Symbiodiniaceae. The record is from the annotation of a GenBank genome assembly.
AUGUUUCGACACGCUCUCCGGCGCAGUGCCAAGGCCGCCGAGGAGAAGGCGAGAGCCGCCACCAGGCAACUGGUCCUCUUCUCGCGUGCAGGGCAGUGGACAGAGGCAGUUGAUUACCUGGCGCGGUUGCCGGUCAAGAAUGUCGUGCAUCGAAAUGCAGCGAUUUCCGCCUGCAGCAAGGCUUCGGCAUGGCCAGCGGCGCUGGUACUCCUUGAACACGACCGGGCCACGUGCAAGCCGGACCCGGUGGCCGUUGCCUCCGCAUUCGGUGCGAAGGGGCUACCCUGGCCUUGGGUGCUGCGGAUUCUCGAGGACCUGCGGACCUGGCGUGUGCCCGCUGACGAUUUCGUGGGAAGUGCCGCCGUCAGCUGCUGCAGCCGCAAUGCCCAGUGGCAGAUGGCUUUGGACCUUCUCUUCAGCUUGCAGAUGCAGCAAUCGGUCGUGGCCGUCGGUGCAGCCAUCGCAGGAGCCGCACGGACUUCUUCCUGGGAGGCCGCGGUGGCCUUGCUCGGCCUUCGAAGUGCCGGAGUUCGGCCGAGCUUCAUCGCACUCUCCACGACGGUCUUGGCCUGCAGUGAUGCCUCUAAGUGGGAGGUGGUGCUGGCCCUGCUGCGAGACCGACCGCUCUUGGACGCAGUUACCUGCACUGCUGCAGUGACGGCUUGCCGCGACGGCAGCAGCUGGAAGCAUGCACUGGGGCUGCUUUCGGACGCCUGGAAGGCGAGGCCUUGGCUGGACCAAGAAGGAACCGUCUUCCCACUGCCCAGCCUGACCUCUGCCAAUGCUUGCCUUAGUGCGCUGGAGCGCGCCAGCAGCUGGCAGCUGGCAUCCUCGCUCCUUUUCGACUUUCCUCAGAACGACCUCCAGCCGGAUGAGGUGUCUUUCAAUACCGUGAUCUCUGCCUGCGUCGGGCGCCUGAAGUGGCAGCAUGCACUGGCACUUUUUGAGCUUAUGAAGCUCAAGAGCCUGCACAGGGAUGCAGUCUCCUGGAGUUCUUGCAUCACGGCAUGCGCACAGGGUCAGGGUGCAGAGGCGGCUCUGCAGCUCUACGAUGAGUAUUCAAAGGAGGCUACCCAGCUGAACACAGUUGUUGUGAAUGCAGCGAUGGCAGCCUGUGGAGCUAGUCGCACGUGGCAGCGCGCGGUAGCCCUGACCCACCAGCUGCAGUAUGCCUGGCAGGCCCUCGGCCAAGCUCCAGAUGAAGUGUCUUUCAACACGACCAUUGCCGUUUGUGCGGCGGGGCAGGCAUGGGAAAUGGCGCUUCAUUUCUUCCGCGCGAUGGCAGACUUGCAGUGCAACGUGGACGCGGCUGCUAUUGGUGCAGUGCUCGGCGCGUGCUCCCACGGACGCUGGAAGGAGGCGCAGACAAUCGCUGCUGACUCCUUCUCUGGCCGGGAGGGCUUACCACCGACCAUGGAGAGAGCUCUCCAGAAAGCCUACCUUAGUGCCGGCUUGAGCUGCGGCCGAAACGAAGGUCCGAGACUUCCUUAG